UAGGAGAUUGGGCUGUGCCUGAGCACCUGGUGAGAGGAUGGAGCGCUUUGUCCGCGUUCCCUAUGGCUUGUACCAGGGGUAUGGGAACACACUGUCUUUGGGUCAGCCUGGACUCCCAGGGCACAAACAGCCCAACUGGAGGCAAAAUAUGGGCCCCCCCACUUUCCUGGCUAGGCCAGGGCUGCUGGUGCCCGCGAAUGCCUCUGACUACUGCGUGGACCCUUACAAGAGGGCGCAGCUUAAGGCCAUUCUCUCCCAGAUGAACCCCAGCCUGAGCCCGCGGCUGUGCAAGGCCAACACCAGGGAGGUGGGCGUGCAGGUGAGCCCGCGGGUGGACAAGUCCGUGCAGUGCUCGCUGGGGCCCCGCACCCUGCGCAGACGCUCCUCCUGGGACUGCACCGGCCACAGGGAGCCCCUGCCGGCCGCCGGGGUCUACUCCUCGGUCGUCGGCCGCAGGGGCUUGAUCCGGCUGCCGGAAGAUGGGGACAACAAGGAGCAUCAGGGCCCUGCCCAGGCCAGCCGGCAGCAGCCACCAGCGCCAAGGUCAGAAGACGACAGGCAGGAGGAGCCGGGACAGCCUGAUGAGCUGGAGGAGGAAGAUGCCCCCCACCUUCAGGAAAGGAAGAGCAGACAGGUGCGUGGAGUCGCAGCCGCCAAUCCGCUGCGGAAGCCCAACUUCCAGUUUUUGGAACCAAAAUAUGGCUAUUUUCACUGUAAAGAUUGUAAGACCAGGUGGGAGAGUGCUUAUGUGUGGUGCAUUUCUGGAACUAAUAAGGUUUAUUUCAAACAACUCUGUUGCAAAUGCCAAAAGAGUUUUAACCCUUAUCGAGUAGAAGCAAUCCAAUGUCAGACCUGCUCAAAGUCUCGUUGCUCCUGUCCUCAAAAGAAAAGACACAUUGAUCUAAGGAGGCCUCAUCGACAGGAACUGUGUGGUCGCUGCAAAGACAAGAGAUUCUCCUGUGGCCACAUUCACAGCUUUAAAUACAUCGUGUGA
Messenger RNA from Lemur catta (Ring-tailed lemur), 994 nucleotides. It is a transcript of the gene ZAR1L, whose product is annotated as zygote arrest 1 like. The record is from RefSeq and is a predicted model, not a curated record. Gene Ontology annotation, biological process: translation. Lineage: Eukaryota; Metazoa; Chordata; Mammalia; Primates; Lemuridae. Gene Ontology annotation, molecular function: mRNA base-pairing post-transcriptional repressor activity. Gene Ontology annotation, cellular component: cytoplasm.